This is a messenger RNA of Danaus chrysippus (African queen), 666 nucleotides long. The record is from the annotation of a GenBank genome assembly. NCBI's taxonomy places the organism in Eukaryota, Metazoa, Arthropoda, Insecta, Lepidoptera, Nymphalidae.
AUGAGCAGUUCGGAGGAGGUAUCAUGGAUUUCAUGGUUCUGUGGUUUACGGGGGAACGAGUAUUUCUGCGAGGUGGAUGAAGAUUACAUAAAUGAUAAAUUUAACUUGACGGGUCUAAAUGAGCAAGUCCCACACUACAGACAAGCACUUGAUAUGGUCUUGGACCUGGAGCCUGAUGAUGACCUCGAUGAGAAUCCAAACCAAUCCGACUUAGUAGAGCAAGCUGCGGAAGUACUCUAUGGCUUAAUUCAUGCUCGAUAUAUAUUAACAAAUAGAGGUAUUGGACAGAUGCUUGAGAAAUUCCAAAGUGGUGACUUUGGUCAUUGCCCGCGUGUUUACUGCGAGUGUCAAGCUACACUUCCAAUAGGUCUCUCUGACGUCCCGGGCGAGGCGAUGGUGAAGCUCUACUGUCCUCGCUGCAUGGACGUGUACACACCCAAGUCCUCGCGUCACCACCACACGGACGGAGCCUUCUUCGGCACCGGUUUCCCUCACAUGUUGUUCAUGGUGCACCCGGAGACCAGGCCCAAGCGCCCCGCAUCACAGUUUGUGCCUAGAUUGUACGGCUUCAAGAUCCAUCCAAUGGCUUACCAGCUCCAACAGCAGGCCGCGGUGAACUUCAAAGCUCCGCUCCGCUUGGUGUCGUUCAAUAACGGUAAACGUUAG